Messenger RNA from Nematocida ausubeli, 3048 nucleotides. RefSeq lists its product as uncharacterized. The record is from RefSeq and is a predicted model, not a curated record. NCBI's taxonomy places the organism in Eukaryota, Fungi, Microsporidia. Bases 1 to 3048 code for a protein of 1015 amino acids. The transcript has a single exon.
AUGAGAAGGAAUUUCAGAGGCAUGCAACGUGAAAAGACAGAACUAUCAAGAAUAUACACAAGAAAUACAGCACAAACCAAGAAAGUGCAGACAAAAGAGUAUAUAUCCAGAGUAUUCCAGACUGUAAUAUUUUUCUGUAUUUUUGUGCAAAGAAUAUAUACAGUAGUACUAGAGGAUUUUAAACAAGUUCUGAGUAAGAGUGUUGGAGUAGAUAAUUGUAAAUAUAUGUAUAUCAAUGAGAAGGGUCCCCUUAACCCACUCCGUGGAUAUCUUAUGAAUGAGACUGGGUACAUCAGUAAUAAGAGAAAUUAUUCCCCAGGGAUAGACAUUUAUGGAUUUUCCAACUCCAUAACAAAGAAAGUCAUAGAAGAAGACAAUUUAAUACCAGAAUUAGGCGAUAAUGAACACAUUUAUUCUAACAUGAAAAACAAGAAAUUAUCAAAUUACUUGCAAGAAUACCACUUUGCCUUAAUGAAGAUGUUCCCACGGGAGAAUUCAAAUGGAAACAAGAAGGGUGGGUGCAUUGACUUAAUGAGAAUAUUUUUAGACCAACCCAAUGUUAAAUCCCAUGUACACCAUGUACUUGCAUCUUUAUUGCUGCUGUCAGAGGGUUUUAAUGUGAAUAUUUCCAUUGAGGAUGAUGGUUCAAAGAAGAUGCUUGUUCUAAGGAAGGCAUGCUACUAUGAAGAGCACUUUAGAAUUAAAAUAAACCAAGUAAUAGGUCCGGUUAGAUCUAUUAUGGAUCUGGGUGUAUUUUGGACUCAUUCAGCUGAUAUAAUUCGUGUGAUAGAAUUCUUCAUUAAUUCCGGGAAACCCAAAGAGAACAAGUUUAUUAGGGAGUGUGGCUUUAAAGAGCCAAAUUCCUGGGAAGAAUUUCAAGAAGGAAAAUUCCUAAAUAGUCCAGAGACUCUUAUACAAGCAUAUAUCUUCAAGUACAUUAAGAGUCCAGAAGAAAUAAUUAAAUUCUCCAUAGUAGUCUUCAAUCUUAUGAAGGAGUACAUGUUUACUACUGAGAGUAUUAGAUUAUUCAAGGAAAAAAGAAAAGAAAAAGAAUCAAACCCUUCAGUAGUAAAAAUAUUCAAAAAUAUCUCCAGAAUACAUCAAUUUAAAGAAUUUAAGAAAAAAGUGAAAAACCAAAGAAAAUCAAUAGAAAGGAUAUAUUACAAAUACUUCACAUCCAACUUAGCAGAGAAAGAUGGAGCAAAGACAGUUAAUGGUUUAAUGAAAUUCAAUUCAAUCUUGGAAGAAAGCAAAGUAAGCAGGGUUCCCUUUAGAGACUCUUUAAACAGAUUUUUUGAAGAGAAUAUUGACCCUAUGAAAGUGUACAACAGGGAUAUAAGCAAAACAGACACCAUAAAGACAGAAUAUGCACCAUCUGAUGAGGCUGCAUUACUUUGUCUUUUUUGCUGCAUGGCGUACAACCCAAUAACCAGAAAGUACGAGACCAGUCACAUGGGAGAUGUCUCAAAGAACUUAGAAGAAUUCUUUGCGAACCUAGAGUCCACAAGAACCAUAACUGAUGAAGCAUUUACGAAAUGGCAGCAAGUUAUAAAUGGUCUAGACAAUGAGGAAGUCAUCUACAGGUCAAGCAAGAAGAAUAGUCUUAUGCCAGGAAUAUUGAAUAUGCUUAGUAUGCUGGCUGAAGUAACAGGAAAAUAUUCAGAGAUAAAAGAGAGUAUAAAAUAUAUCAGAGAAAUGAUUCUAAAGCAAGAACCAAAUGAGUCACUUAAGAAGAAGGUGGGUGCUUGUGUGAAUGUUUUGUUCUCGCCAAUUUUCUCAAAGAAGAAUUUCUUUAGUCAAGAAAUUACCAAUCCCAGUGAAGUAAAGGAAAGGGUAACCUACGAGGUAAAAAUACUAGUGGAAAAUAUAUCGAUUGCAAGGCUGAAUAGAAAAGCACCUGAGUUAAUGGGAGAUAUACACAUACAUUUCCUAGAUGAAAACAAGAGAAAAGAGUGCUUUACAUUAAAUUUCAGUGACCUUUCAGUGACUGCCACUCUUACACCACCUAAGAACAGUUUUAUCCCAAUGAAUGCAGAAAGAAGAAUUGCGAAUUCAAUGGAUGAAAUAUCAAGCAGAAGCAAUGCAUUUACGCACUAUUUGAUGGCAAAUUACAUGGCACUAAAGAAGGUUGAAACAUACACUACCAAGAAAUAUACUCUAAAGAAGUUAAAUAAUGCACUAAAACGAGCAAUGAACAAAGAUGAAAUUCAAGUAGAUGGACUAUUCCUAUGUGGAAGGAUAUCAAGCCUAAAGGAAAAAGAGACUUUCAUCAUGAGUAUGCUGCAUUAUACAACAAGUCAGAAGAUAACAAUUGAUAAUCCUGUUGUAAGAGUGAUUUUGAAUAUGCUUAAUACUGAGAAUAUGUCAGAUGGAAGAACUCAUAGGAAGCUAUUUCCGUUAGUUUUAUACACAAAUGUAUACCAAUACAGAACAGACAUUGAGAAUACUCAGAGUUAUUCUGGUGUUCAUCUGGCAUCACAGAUAAAACAAGCACUAAAGGUCUGCAAUUAUAUGCAGAAAAUGAGCACUCCAAAUAAUUUAGCGAAUUGGCUGCUGAUUUACACCAAAAUACAAAGAGAAGACUUUAAAAAUCUCUUCCAAAAAUUAAUUUCAGAGAUGUCAGAUACUGAACGGGAUGAUUUUAUAAAUUUCAUAACGGAAAAUGGCAAGAAUAUCGAUCAUUUAGAUAAGAUUUCAAAUGGUUUUAAACCCAGGAGAGAUGAGAGUGAGGCUUAUAUGGAAGGAAACUAUCUAGAUAGUUUCUGGGUGAAUUGUUUCGAGAUGGCCUGCCAGACCCCAGAUAAAAAAUACAAAAUCAUGAUAGAAUGCAUCUCUAGGCUUGUGGAAAUAACGGAUAAAAUCACAAUUUUCAGAGAGUUUUUGCAACUGGAUUACCUACAGAAUGUACUCGAUGGAAUAAAAUCAUUAAAACUAAGAAUGGGUUAUAUAGAUGGUAUAUCAAAGGCAAGCAAUACCUUCCUAGAUAACUAUGAGUACUUAAUUCAGAAGAGAAUUGACAGAUGGAACUACUUUGGAAACCACAAAUAA